AUGGAUCCAGUAUUGGAAUUUCUUAACAAACGAGGCUGUGUUGGCCUAUACCUAUACUACUCCGAUGCGACUGGCGUUGGUUCGAGCCCAUUAGCUGUAGCGUGUAUGCUCAACCAUAGUUUAGCCGCCUGGUCACUAAUCGAAAAGGGUGAACACCUCCAAUACCGUGGUGGGUAUCGGCGCACUUUAUUGCAUUUUACGUUUUCGAAUAAAUUAGACAGAUCCAAAGAUUUUAUCAAAUAUUACCGUGUGGAACGUAAGGCCGAGAUCGUGUCUUUACUUUUCAACGCUGGUCUCGAUAUCUCUACACCUGAUGAGGAUGGCAAACAGUAUUUCACCUUGCAGCCUGCACUGCGGGGUGCCGCAAUACACUACGCAUCAGAAAUUGGAGACUACGACUCCGUAAUAUACUUGAUCGAGCAAGGUGCCGAAAUCAACAUUGGCUGUUCUUCCGGCUGGACACCCCUCCAUCAUGCAGCAGAUCGUGGCCAUUAUGACAUAGUUAGAGUCUUGGUGGAGAAGGGCGCUGGUAUCAACAAGGCCGAGAAGUCCGACCGGACAGCCCCUUCUUAUGCGGCCGCCAAAGCCUAUCAUGACGCAAUUAUAUUUUUAUUGGAGAACGGGGUCGAUAUACAGAUUGCCGAUUAUAAUGGGCAUACACCACUUUUUCAAGCGGUACGCAACGACAACAAUGACCUAGUUAGAACUUUAAUAUAG
Molecule: messenger RNA, 717 nt
Organism: Morchella importuna
Lineage: Eukaryota; Fungi; Ascomycota; Pezizomycetes; Pezizales; Morchellaceae
Exons: 2
Coding region: 1-717 (238 amino acids)
Molecular function (GO): protein binding
Source: RefSeq, a predicted model, not a curated record